Messenger RNA from Orbicella faveolata, 8935 nucleotides. RefSeq lists its product as uncharacterized. Gene Ontology annotation, molecular function: G-protein alpha-subunit binding; GDP-dissociation inhibitor activity. NCBI's taxonomy places the organism in Eukaryota, Metazoa, Cnidaria, Anthozoa, Scleractinia, Merulinidae. Gene Ontology annotation, cellular component: cell cortex. The record is from RefSeq and is a predicted model, not a curated record. Gene Ontology annotation, biological process: establishment of mitotic spindle orientation.
UUAAGCAAAGAAGUUGAAGACAGAAGAGAAGAAGGGGAAGCGCACAGAAAUCUUGCUGGCGCAUUCUAUGCUCUCAGUUUGCACGGUAAAUCGAUUGAGCAUAUUGAAAAUGCACUUAUGAUAAGUGUAGAAAUUGGCAACAAAAGUCUACAAGGAGAUUCGUACAGCGAGCUCGGUCAAGUGUAUUACUCUACUGGUCACUAUGACAAGGCCAGAUCUAACUUCGAGAAAGAGCUGAAAAUAAGACAAGUACUAGAAGACAAACGCGGCGAGGGGCGAUGUUGCAAUCUUCUUGGUAAUGUUUACCAUGCUCUCAGUCAGUAUGAGAAAUCCAUCGAUUGCCAAAAGAACGCUCUGAAGAUAAGCGAAGAAACCGAAGACAGGAAAGGAGAAGGGAAUGCUUACAACAGCCUCGGCGAAGUGCACCGUGCUCUUGGCGAGUAUGAUACAUCGCUCAGAUACUUGCAGCAAGGUCUUGAAAUAAGCAAGGAAUCGCGCAAUAAACCCGGAGAAGGUAUGUUCUACAGCAGUCUUGCCACAGUUUUUCUUGCCCUCGGUGAAUAUGAGAAAGCGAUGGAUAACUCUACCAAAAGUCUUGAAAUUUGUACAGAGAUAGGAAACACACGCGGGAAAGGCAAAUCUUACAGCAACAUGGCUGCAGCAUAUAAAGCCCUUGGUCAAUCCCAAAGAUGUCUGGAGUAUUAUGAAAAAAGCCUCGAGAUCGCCCAAUCUCUGGGAGACAAACAUGGAGAAGGAACGAUGUACAAUAAUCUUGGUACGAUGUUUUAUGCUCUUAGUCAAUACGAGAAAUCGUUAAACUACUACCAGAAAGGCAUUGAGGUCUUCAAAGAAAUAGGAGACAGACAUGGACAAGGAAGAGCCUACCUAAACCUCGGUAACGUACAUGAAGCUCUUGCUAAUUAUCAAAAGUCGCUGGACUCACUACAGGAAUCUCUAGAAAUCAGUCAAGAAAUCGGGGACAAAGAGGCCGAAGGGGUGACUUACAGCAGCAUUGGUGACGUAUAUAGCUCUCUUGGCCAGUUUGAGAAGUCCAUUGAAUGUCAGGCGAAAGCCCUUGAAAUCUACGAAACGACUGGGGGAAAGGAAAGGAUGGGAGAAUCGUAUAACAAGCUAGGCAGCGUUUACAGUGAUCUCGAACGGUACCAAGAGGCAUUGGUCUAUUACGAGAAAGGUCUUGAGAUAAGAAAAGCGAUCGGUAGUAAGCAAGGACAAGCAGCAUCAUACAACAACUUUGGCAGCGUCUACUACGAGCUCGGCCAGUAUGAGAAGUCAAUCCAGAAUCACGAGGAGGCGCUGGCUAUCAGGAAAGAAAUUGGCGACAGACGAGGGGAAGGGACAUCUUACAACAACCUCGGUAGUGUAUACAGCAAAUUACAGCAGUAUGACAAAGCAGUUGAUUAUUUCAAGAAAAGCCUCGAAAUCAGUGAAGAGAUUGGCAAUAAGCUGGGUGAGAUAGCAUCCCAAGGUCAUCUGUGUCUCUUGUGGUACGCUCGUGGGCAAUAUGGAAAGGCGAUUGAGAGUGAGGAAAGGGCACUUGCUGUAAAAGAAGCCAUUGACGACAAACGUGGAGUGGUUACCUCGUGCGUCAAUCUUGCAAGUAUUUACCACGAACAUAGCCAAUAUGAAAAAUGUAUCGGGCAGUUUAAGAAAGCUAUUCAAGUCAGCGAAUCCAUGUGUGACAAGCAACAACUACUACAACUGUACACCAAUCUUGGUGAUGUGUAUAAAGCUCUGGGCCAGUAUAAAGAAGCGAUUGAGUGCCACAUGGAAGUCCUCGACAUCUGCGAAACACUGUGUGACAAAAAGGAAGAAGAAGCAUCAUGUAGCAAGCUCAGUAUUCUGUAUAAAGCUCUUGGCCAAUACGAUAAAUCUGUCAAAUACAGAGAGAAAGCCCUGGAAAUCUGCAAAACUCUACCGGGAUAUAAACCAGCAGAAGGAAGAUCCCACGAGCUUCUUGGUAUCUUGUACCAUGCUGUCGGUCAAUUUGAGAAGUCAGUUGAGUGCGCAGAGAAGGCAAUCGAGAUUUUUAGAACGACUGGUUUCAGAGGGGCUGAAGGAAGAUCAUACAGCCAACUUGGAAAUCUUUAUUAUGAUAUCGGCCAGUAUCAAAAGGCUGUUGAAAAUCAUGAGAAGAGUCUCGAAAUCCGGAAAGCCAUUGGUGACAAGAAAGGAGAAGGAACCUCCCACAAUAAUCUAGGCUCCGCGUACUGUGCACUCAAUGAGAUCAAGAAGUCUAUCGUAUCCUGUAACAGAAGUCUUGAAAUCAGAAAAGAAAUUGGGGACAAAGAAGGGGAAAUAACGUCCUACAAUAACCUCGGUCUUGUCUACCUACUACUUGGGCACCAUGAAAAGUCAAUUGAAUGUCAAGAGAAGGCGCUUGAAAUCAGCAAGGAAAUUAAGGACAAACAAGGAGAAGGAACGUCAUACACCAACCUUGGUGUUGUGUAUCACUCUAAAUGGGAAUAUGAGAAGUCACUCUGUUACGAAGGGAAGGCACUCGCGAUCUAUAAAGAAGUUGGCGAUAAAGUACGAGAAGGAAUUUCUUACAACAACCUUGGCAUAUUAUAUUACAUUUUUGGUCAACAUCAGAACUCUGUUGACUGUUUUGAAAGGGCUCUUAACAUCAAGAAAGAAUUCGGAGACAAAGCAGGGCAGGAAUCGUGUCACAGCAGCCUUAGCCUUUUGUAUAUCACCACCGGCGACUAUGAGAAGUCUAUCGAGAAUCUAGAGGAAGCCCUUCAAAUUUGCUCAGCCGUCGGCAAUAGAGAAGGUGAAAUACGCUCCCACGAUGCGCUCGGUACAGCAAAUUAUUUUUCUCGCCGUUUAGAAAAAUCAAUCCAACACCAAGAGAAAGUGCUUGAAUUCAGUAAGGCAGCUGGAGACAGGAAAAGAGAAGGAACGUCUUACAGCAAUUUAGGCACAAUCUAUCAUGUUCAAAAGCAAUUUGAGAAAUCAGUUGAGUAUCAAGAGAUGGCGCUUAGCAUCUUUAAGGAGAUCGGAGACAAACAUGGAGAAGCAGCGUCGUGCAGCAACCUUGGCAGUACGUUUUGUGCCCUUAGUCAGUACGAGGAGUCCCUGUUGCAUCAUGAAAAAGCGUUAGGGAUCUGUAAAGAGAUUUAUGCCACAAGAGGAGAGUUGAGAUCUUACAAAGACCUUGGCAGUGCUUAUCAUCUUCAGGGCCAACUGGAAAAGUCUAUCUCGUGUUACACAAAAUGUCUGGAGAUCAGCAAAGAAAUUGGGGACAAGCAAGAAGAAGUUGCAUCCUACCAGAAUCUAUACACCUUAUGCAAUGCACUUGGCGAACACGAGGAAGCUUCCAUUUACCUAGAGAAAGCGCAGGCGAUUAAGCACGACUCUGGAGAGAGACAACAGGAAGGUCAAUCUGACGAGCGACCUGUUCAGUGUGUGUACUACAUUUGUGAUCUUUACGAAAAAUCUAUUGAGCGUGAAAAAUUCUCAUGUGGAAUCAUCGAUGCAGUCCGAGGAGUCGAUCCCAUUCCGAGAGAAUCUGGGGUGAAAAUUGAGAUGUCGAUCAAAUAUCACGAGAGAGAAGUGGAAAUCAGGAGAGCAACCGCUGACAGACAUGGAGAGGGAAGAUCCUACCGCGCUCUUGGAUACGAAUACAUCACUCUUGGCCAAUAUAAGACGUCUCUUGACUAUUUCGAGAAAGCAGUUGAAAUAAGCGAAGUGAUUGGCAGCAGGAAAGCCAAAUCACACUCUUACAGUGGCCUUGGUACUGUGUAUCUUGCUCUUGGCCAGUACGACAAAGCUCUGAAGUAUCAAAAGGAGUCAUUGAAAAUUGAUGAAGAGAUCGAAGACAAGGAUGGAGAAGGAGCAUCCUACACGAACCUGUCAGUCAUAUACCGUGCCUUCGGCCAAUAUGAAAAAGCAAUCGAGUAUCAAAACAAGGCACUCGAGAUCUGCAUUGAAAUACAAGACAGGAAAGGCGAGGCUGCAUCAUACAACAACCUCGGCAGUAUAUACAAUGCUCUUGGCCAAUAUGAUGCCUCAAUACAUUUUCAGGAGAAGGCUCUUAAAAUCAGAAAAGAUUUAGGCGACAGAGAAGGAGAAGGAAUUUCUUACGUCAACCUAGGCAAUGUUCAGUAUGCUCUUGGCCAGCAUGAGAAGGCCAUCGAGUACUUAGAAAGAGGACUUGAAAUCGUCAAAGAGACUGGAUUGAAAGGAAGAGAACACCUGGUUUUAUGCGGCUUAGCCAUGAGUCAUUUUCAGGAGAAAAGUUUCUCCAAAGCAUCCGACUAUUUCUUUGGGAGCAUUGAAGGCCACGAAAAUGUAAGAAAGUCUCUUAAAGAUGAAGACAAGCUCUCAUUAGAUGAUCAAAACAUUUCAUUUUACAAGGGACUGACAGAGACGUUGAUUUUCCUUGGUAAGGUAGAUGAUGCCCUCUGUACAGCGGAACGGGGACGGGCUCGUGCUCUCUUAGAUUUGCUAUACUCGAAUUUUGGAAUCCAGGAGGUUAAUAAAACAAGUGAAUUCACUCUGAGUUCGUUGGCAAGCCUCUUGGAAAAGCAGCGGAGUGAUUUUCUUUUCAUGAGCAUCAUAACGGAGCAAAUCUAUCUCUGGGUCAUGGAAAAGGGUGGCAAAAUAAACUUCAAGAUUGGAACAGAGCUAUCAGCAAAUGAGAAAGAAAAGUCUUUGCGAGAUCUUGUAGCGAUCACUUUGAAAUCCUUGCCAACAGACGACAGAGAAGAAUACGAUGACAGAUCCUUGUCAGCAUUCUAUGAAGACGAAUCAUCAACAGCAGAAGAACAAAGUGAAGCAACCAGUCAGCACCAUCUCCGAGGUAACGAAGAAGAAGAAAGAGGAGCCAAUCUAAAAAGGUUGUACCAAAUGAUCAUUGCGCCCAUUGCUGAUCUUAUCCAAGGUCCAGAGAUUGUCAUUGUCCCAGAAGGAGGACUGUUCUUGGUCCCAUUUGCAGCCUUGCAAGAUUCCGAUGGAAAUUACUUGUCACAAACAUAUCGAAUCCGCCUCACUCCCUCUUUGACAUCACUUCAGGUCAUUCAAAGUUUCCCAGAAAAUUACCAGUCUCAAACUGGGGCAUUGAUUGUGGGCGAUCCGACGGUUGGCCUUGUGGAAUUUGAUGGAAAAGUCGGGGUUUUGAAACCUCUACCAAAUGCCAGAACUGAAGCAGAUAUGGUCUCCCGGUAUGUUCCAGCACCAUAUUUCAAGCUUAUUGGAGAGCAAGCCACUAAGGCUGAAGUAUUGAAAAGAAUCCAGGAAGUAGGGCUAGUGCAUAUUGCAGCCCAUGGUGAUGCAGAGAGAGGAGAAAUUGCCCUUGCGCCAAAGGACCGUACCGCUGAAAUCGUCAAAAAGGGAGAUUUCAUGCUGACAAUGGAGGACGUAGCAAAAGUCGGCAUAAAGGCCAAGCUGGUAGUACUCAGCUGCUGUAAUAGUGGUCGUGGUAAGAUCAUGACAGCCGAGGGAGUUGUCGGAAUAGCUCGGGCGUUUCUUGGAUCUGGUGCUCGCUCCGUUUUGAUGUCGCUAUGGCCUGUUAACGAUGCAGCUACCAAAGUCUUCAUGAACGUGUUCUACAGGAGUUUAAUGCGGGACCAAAAGAGUGCAAGCGAGGCUCUUCACCUCUCUGUAAAGAAAUUAAGAGAGUCAGCAAUAUACAAGCACUUCAGGCACUGGGCUGCUUUUGUCCUCCUUGGAGACGAUGUUACAUUUGAUUGACGAAUGACUGGUAUGAAAACACAGCAAAUGGUCCCUUUUAUUUCAGCCAGCAAAGAUGAAUUUGUACGCUAUGGUGAUUGCUGCGUGGAGCACAAAGAAAACAGGGUUUCGAGUGUUGUAGACAUUAACAAAAAUCUGCCAACAAUUCCUUAGUCUUUUCUCUGCUAGAAUCCUCGCGAACCCUUUAAUGGUCUUUAAUUGAUGAUCUCUAAUUUCACGAGGCAUAGUUUGCUUUUGUGUAUAGCAAAUAUAUAAAUAAUUUCAAGUUGUUCUUACCAAAAUGAUCCAUAAAUCAAUUCACACUAACAUGCAUACUGCCUUAAGACCUGGUAUGACUCAAUAGUAAAAAGGUUGUACCGUUACCAAAAGUAAUGGUUUGAUCAGCUGGAAACAAAUUUUCGACUUUGCAUUGGCUCCCCCAGCUAGUCAAUGCUGAUUUCAGCCGUGAUUGGCUUUGACACAGUGCUUAUUUUACUUAUUCUGUACGAAAAAGUUAAGUUUCUCUGUAGGCUGAGACAGAGAAUUUAUAAUUUAUAUUAGUGUAAACAUUUCAGUCAGAGCCAGUAUCGUUUGCAUGGAGUCACUAUUGCGUUGUCGCUUUCGAGUUCCAUGGGAAGGAACUUUGUAGGAUAGGCAUUUGUUUAAAACUCAUUCAGUUAUUUUUUCAGUCAGUUAUUUCAUUUGUUAUUAGAUAACAAUUGCUGAUCAAAGUUAUAAUAUAUACUUGCUAAUGAGUUCGAUCAUAGACUUCUUACAAUGCAUAUAGCAUAAUGAUUUCUGAGAGCAUUACUUGAAUAUGUGAUGAUUGUAGAAGCCGAAUAUUCUGUCUGCUUUAUCCUGUUUUCAUGACGUGUAAGUUAAGCUCAAGGAAAUAAAUUGAAAUUAUCAUACCUUAACAUAACCUUUCAUCAGCUUUGCAAAACAUGGUCCGUUUCGAAUUUAUGCAAAUUACUCGACUGAAGGUUACACUUGGAAAUGUUGAUAUAUUUUUUCAAUUCAGUUUUUCUUUAGGGGAGAUUUAGACGGUUCAACUUUGUGUCAUACGACUAAUUCGUCUCUAGUUUAAAUUCGGUCAGUUUUUGGCAUGAGUAGAGAUAACAGAAUGGACGCAAAUAUUAGGAGAACAACGGAUUUUAUUGGUCAUCACACUUGCUAGCGAAAUUUCUCAGCACAAAACACAUCUUUUUCAUCUAGGACAGUCGCUAGUUGCAUUCAUCGCGACACUCAACAUCUGUCUUCCCGUUCUCUAAGCACUCGUCAACACAAUUUUCCACAAUGUUGUAUGCACUCGGAUCAUUGAUUACAUCUCUGUAGUAUUCUUCAGCCGUGUCUUCAGAAAGGUCUGCGGUGUCUGAGAAAUGAAAAGUCAUAGUUAAGUGACAUUAAGUGGGCAUCAAAAUUGCAUCCGCUGUUUCCAAGCAAGCAUUAUUAAGAUGCACACAUCUGAAAAUCGGCUUUUUAAUGUUGUUUUUUACAGCCCAGCAUUGCCGUAACAGCAGACCUUAGCCUUAUUUUACUGCCACUUUCCUUUCAUAGAAAUUAAAGCAUAUGGCCUCCUGCUUCUGAGAAUUUAUUUCGUGGAAAGAUAAUUGUCUCGUUUCAAACUCUCCUGGCAAGUUCAACACGAUAGCUUCGUAAACACACUGUGACGUCACUGACGAAAUUAUAAGAGCGAAAAGGAUCACUAAGUAAGCAGUCUUCAUGCUUGAACUACUAGCAAAGAAAUAUUGAACAAUCUGAAACAUGUAAAUUGAUAAAACAAAAACAAACACAAACAAAGGAGAAUGAUUUUACUCUCUUACACUGCUGGGACCCUAAAAAUUAUUUAGAGAGGAAGUCACAUUAGCCGUAGUUGGUUUUCAUGCGGGUCCUCCGUCUUGGGGCGAAUUGGAAUUUGGAGUUUUGGUUUUUGUGGAGGGAAGGAAACCGGAGAACUCAGAGAAAAAUCCUCGAAACGAGGCGAAAACAAACAACAAACUCAACCCACAUGUGGUACCGGGCCGGAAUCAAACCUAGGCCACAUUGGUGGGAGACGAGCGCUCUCGCCACUGCUUACCCAAAACAGGCCAUUAGAAUAUAUCACCAAGAGGUACAUUGACCUUUUCUUGAUGUUACAUAAUACGUAUGAGAUCACCUGUGACACCGAAUUCCUUAUGCUGUUGAAGCAACCUUUGGGGAAAUUAGCUGGCAACACCAACACACUCUUCGAAUUUCCAAAACUCACUGUUUCUCUUAGGGCUAGCCAUCAAGCGUUUAUUGUUCCCCUCACCCUUAGAAGUUACCACGUAAAAAUGAGUAAGCGGUAAUUUACUCCAAAGUAAGGUGAAACUGUCGUCGAAGCUGUCUUUAAAGCCCUGCUUUAGUUCUUUUGCUCAGUCACUAGGUGUCUUCUUGAGAGAGCUAUGGAUUUGGCAAAUACACAACUCGAAAGCGUAUAGAUAACGAGAAGAAUAGAUAGUUCAAAAUAUCAGUAGUUUCUAUUUUUCUUUUCCUCGUUAUUAUUUUGCAGUUCCAAAUAUCAUUGUCAUGACUUAAGUCAAAGGCAUCGUAUGAAGCUGAGCUAACUAAUAUAAAAAUCUCCAGCAAUGAAAGAGAUUGUUGGUGAAGUAGACAUAACAGAAUGUACUCAAAUAUUAGAAAAACAGCGGAUUUUAAUCUUCAUCACACUUAACAGCGAUUUCUCUCAGCACAGAAUACAUCUUUUUCAUGGAUAAUCGCAUUCUGCAUUACACUCGUCAUCUGUUUUCCCGCUAUCUUCGCACUCGUGAAAACAAGUUUCAUUCCCAUUGCAAGGACGCGGAUCAUUGAUUACAUCACUGUAGUAUUCUCCAAGAAAGUCUGCGGUGUCUGAAACAGCUGAAAAGUCAGUUUAAGGACCUUAACGGAGCUCAGUCACGAUAUUGUAAGUUAUUUUGGUGGUGUGCAGUGUUGACUUUCAAUUGAUCAUGAAGGAAAUCUGAAAAUAGCAGUUUGCUAAGGUUAAAAACACCAAAGAGAUUAAAAACCACAAAGGAACAAGGAUGGUUGAGGAUGAAGAAGAUUGCCAUGUAAAGAUUACCUGAAACGACGAACUUGAAAAAUUUAGGCUAAACUUUUCAAGAUGCGCGAGCCAUGACGUAGCUCCUUUAAGUGGGCGUAGAGGCGGAUCCAGGGAAGGAGUUGAAAGGGUUGCAACCCCCACCCCCUUUAAACAGCAGUUCUUUUGUUAUUUGUUUGACUCAUC